This is a messenger RNA of Equus caballus (horse), 4909 nucleotides long. RefSeq names its product NK2 homeobox 4 (gene NKX2-4). Gene Ontology annotation, cellular component: nucleus. The record is from RefSeq and is a predicted model, not a curated record. Lineage: Eukaryota; Metazoa; Chordata; Mammalia; Perissodactyla; Equidae. Gene Ontology annotation, molecular function: RNA polymerase II cis-regulatory region sequence-specific DNA binding; DNA-binding transcription factor activity, RNA polymerase II-specific. Gene Ontology annotation, biological process: regulation of transcription by RNA polymerase II; cell differentiation.
UAAAAAUUUUGUGUUUCAUCUCGACAGCAGUUUUAUUUCCUCUUUAUAACCUCUAAUUUUGCUACAAAAUAUUAUCAUCCUGAUACGUUUCUUUAUUUCCUCCCAAUUGCAAAGAUGAUAUUUUAAAGUUACUUCUGCAAAAUGAGAAUUCUAUUAAUCAAAUUAUUCCACAACUAUUUUGAACUAAGCACAAUGUAGCAAUUGUCUCAUUUCUAAAAGAUACUCAUUUUCUUGGGCAUCAAACAGAAAGUUAUAUUUUCAAACAGAGUUUGUCUUUAGCAGGAAAUUUGGGACAUAUUAGAAAUCUAUUUGCCACCCUAGAAAAACAACAUUUCCCUUUAAGUACUGGCUCGAUAUGUCAGGAGGUUUCUCAACGUCUCUCAGGCCUUUUUCUCUGAGCCUCUGUCUGACAACAGCAAAUCCCAAAUCUGGGGAAGGCUCCUACUUCAGAAGUUUUUUGCCAAAUAUUUUUGGCCCUAAGGUUAACUAACACAUCAGAGAUUUUCAAUACCACAGUUUUGUCAGAAGUCCAAGAGAUCCUACGGAACCUUUUUGUCUAGGAAAGCUUACUUUAUCUGCUGCAGCCCAUUUAUUAAAUUUCCAAUGAGAAGUGUGAUGUGUAAAAUUACAAAAACUUGAACUAGGAAGCAUGCUACCCCUUGUGUGUAAAAUGGUAGUAUGUUUCAAGAUGUAUAGACUACCCCAGAAGAAAUAGGUAACAGUGUCUCUGAGAAAGGGAACUGGGAGGCUGGAGGAUAAGAGUGGGAGGGACAUCUCUUUUCACUGUAUCCCUUUUGAUAGUAUUUGCAUAUUUUUGCUGAGGGCCAACAUUGUUUUUAAGGGGAAAAAAAACCCAACAAGAAAACAUUCCUCAGAAAUACACUUCCUGUGAAAUCCAAUCUGGUCAACAGUAUUUAAGAAUCUACAGAGUAUAAAUUUCCAUACAUAAUUUAGGCAGACAAUAAUCUGGUGAACUGAAUUUGAUGAAAAGCUUUAAUGGGAUAUCAACUGGAUUAUUUCAAUUUGUGUCUGUAUAUUAAUGUACAUAUACAUCCUCCACUAUAUCUAUUUUCAGAAUCUGCACACAUCCAAAUAAUGUUACAGCAUGAAAGUAUGUAAUUUCUAGAAUGAGACAUGAAUAACUGAUAGGGAUUUUUUUUUUCAGAACUGCUCACCUCCAGUGAAUGAGUACUAUUUAGGGUAUCAAGUGCCCAAGCAGCCAGAAAGUGACUCUUUGCAGAGAGCCUCCAGAUGUGAUAAAGUAUUUUUUUAUUUAAAGACAGAGGAGCCUUCUAGAUGUAAAUGCACCUGUCGAAGGACUCAAUACAGUUGAAAAACAAAAUAAGCAACAACCUGUAGUAUAACCACUUGAUAAGAACUGCUAUGCUAUCCCAAAGUUCUAUAAAGAAAAUUACAUGAGAGAAAAUGUAUACCCUGGAAACAGAGAAAAUAAUAAUGGUCCAGAAAAAAAACUGUAAUUAUAAACAGUUUUUCAAUUUGGAUAACUAAUCAACAUGAAGAUUACGAUAAUGGGUUUCAUUUCUGAACCAUGUUUGAACUUGAAAAAUAAAAUAUAAUGGUUCACACGUGACUCUUAUAUCCACAGAUGUCAUAACAACUAGUUUUACUUACCCUGUUGUCUCUGAGGAAAGUUUGAAAUGAAAGACUUCCUACUUCUCAUUUAAGCUAAUACAAGUAAACAAUACAAUUUGAAUCAAACCAAACCUUAAAAGCCAAAGUGCAAUUUUCAGGAUUCCAGCAACCACCUAAAUACACAGACAGAUGCUCCUUUCUGUAUCAUUAAUUUUUUAAAAAAUUAAGUAGGCAAUUCCAGUGCAGGUAAGCAUGAAGACCUAGCCCAAGUGUUUCAAGUUGAGGAAAAGACCUGUAAAAGUAGCAUCAUGUUAAAAUCGUAGCAAUAUUAAUUUUGCUAAGUCAAUAACUGACAUCUGCAAACAAUUUGUGUAAGCUUGCCUUUUGUUCUUCUUGUAUUUUAAAAUACUACUCUACACACUUGCCUGGUUGACACUUUCUUCCCCCUAGGUGACCAUAUCUACUGGUCUCUCCCCACCCACCAGAGAGGGCAGAUUCUUUGCAAAACUCACUGAAAUGAACAAAACAAUGAUUAAAAGAGAAAAAUGAUAAAGAUUACGAGAGAAAAACAAUGAUAAAAAGAGAAAAACCACCAAAGAUAUUCCAACCAAAAGGCUGAAAGCAAACAGGCAAAGGAAUAGGUAACACUGUUCUUGCCUUUAAGACAUGCACUGUCAGGUUAGACUGGAAUCGUUUUCACACAUGCUUUUCCUCUUCUUCCUCUUUUUUUUUUUUUUAACAAUAAAAUCUUGCUUGAGAAAAGCACUUUCCUUGCUUUUCUUUCUCUCGUCCAGUCUCCAGGAAAACUUAAAAAUUGUAUUUUCGUUUCCCCGUUACUAUUUUUUAAACUGCAAGAUUGUUUUCAAAAUUUAGUCAAUAUGCUUUGCACACUUCUUUUGUCUUUGUCGUGUUCAGCAUUUGGUGAAGAGUUCACAACGUCUAAGUUCUUUGCUAUGCAGGUACAUUUGCAACUCAAAGGAUGACAAAGUUUUUUAAAACUCAGUUUAUCUAUGGUUUUGUAUUUUUCAAGAGAAACUACCAUUUUCACCUGAUUUCUGCAUCCAUUUCUUAGUUUUUGAAAAGGUUAUAUUUUUCCAACGAUAACAAAAGGAUGUAUUUCGAACUGCUAGAAAUAUUUGGAUUUGGGGUUCUUUGCUUUUUCUUCUUUUUGAUCAUGGUAGUGAGAGGAGAAUAAACUCUAAGUUGGAUAUUUACUUUCUUUAGAGACAGAAAAGAAAAAAACAAAGGGAAAGAAAGCUGUAAAGAACUUUACAGGUGCAAAUUAAACACGAAACAUUCUAACAAGUAAAAAUCUACCCUCUUUCCUUUAACCAACCUCCAUCCCCACAAAGUAAAAAGAGAAUACUUACAAGUUAGCUUCCGUGUAUUUGUGCCUGUGUGUGUGUAUCUUCUCUCUUCUUUGGAUUUGGAUACUUUGAGCUAAUUUGGAAGUGCCCGUUUGGUUACCCACAAAAUGAUGCUCAAGGGUUUAAAGAUGCAUAAAUUAGAAGCCUUACAAUGGCAGAGGACGGUCAUUGUACCUCAUCUCUUUAUGCGCUCUUAUGGUGGGACCCAAGAGCCUUUUUUUUUUUAACACUUUAGAUGAUGGAGCGAGUGAGGGGCUGGUAGCUGGACAGGACGAGGCGAGCCCCGCACCGCCCCCACCCCCUCAACUUAGCAGCACAUCCGCCUCCCCCAAUUACACCGGACUUCGCUACGAAGUCACUUAAGGAAAACUGGGGUCUGGACGGGGAGAAAGGCGGAAUCCUUCACGUCCAGCCCCGACGCCGCCUCGGAGUUCCCAUUUCUGGUGCUCGAGGGCUGGGGGAACCGCCAGGAUAGAGGCGCGAGGGAUGGAGAAAGCAAAGGGGGGUGAUCUUUUCAAGAAACACCCAACUGCCCCCUUUACCUUUUUCGCCUCCAUUAUGGGGGCGGGGGGCGAGAGAAAAAGAUGUCAAUGACCAUUGUUUGCUCGUUUCGGAUGUUGCUCCGCCCCCCGAGUCUGUCGUAAACCUGGCGCCGGCCUAAAAUAAACCCCAGAUCCCGCAGCUCGGGGGGCUCGCCGCGCCGCCGCCUCCUCUCACAGGAGCUGCCGCCGCGGCCGAGGGGGCGGCGAGGAGCGGCCGCCGCGCCCGCCCCGGGCUCCCUACCUGGCCGCCCGCCGAGCCAUGUCGUUGAGCCCCAAGCACACGACGCCCUUCUCCGUGUCCGACAUCCUGAGCCCCAUCGAGGAGACCUACAAGAAGUUCGGCGGCGCCAUGGACGGCGCGCCGCCCAGCCUGGGGGCGCCCCUGGGGGCCGCGGCCGCCUACCGCGCGCCGCCGCCCGGCCCCUCCUCGCAGGCGGCGGCGGUAGCGGGCGUGCAGCCUCCGCACGCCAUGGCGGGGCACAACGCGGCGGCCGCGGCGGCGGCGGCGGCGGCGGCGGCGGCCGCCACCUACCACAUGCCGCCGGGCGUCUCGCAGUUCCCGCACAGCGCCAUGGGCGGCUACUGCAACGGUGGCCUGGGCGGCAUGGGCGAGCUGCCCGCCUACACGGACGGCAUGCGGGGCGGCGCGGCCGCCGCGGCCACCGGCUGGUACGGCGCCAACCCGGACCCGCGCUACUCAAUCUCUAGGUUCAUGGGGCCGUCGGCGGGAGUGAGCGUGGCCGGCAUGGGGUCUCUGACGGGCAUCGCGGACGCCGCCAAGUCGCUGGCACCGCUGCACGCGGCGGCGGUGGCGCCGCGCAGGAAGCGCCGCGUGCUCUUCUCGCAGGCGCAGGUCUACGAGCUGGAGCGGCGCUUCAAGCAGCAGAAGUACCUGUCGGCGCCCGAGCGCGAGCACCUGGCCAGCAUGAUCCACCUGACGCCGACGCAGGUCAAGAUCUGGUUCCAGAACCACCGCUACAAGAUGAAGCGGCAGGCCAAGGACAAGGCGGCGCAGCAGCUGCAGCAGGAGGCCGGCCUGGGCCCGCCGCCGCCGCCGUCCCCGCGCCGCGUGGCGGUGCCCGUGCUGGUCAAGGACGGCAAGCCGUGCCAGAACGGCGCGGGCACGCCGACGCCCGGCCAGGCCGGCCCGCCGCCGCCCGCCGCGACGCCCGCGCCCGAGCUCGAGGAGCUGUCGCCCAGCCCGCCCGCGCUGCACGGCCCGGCGGGCGGCCUGGCGGCCCUGGACGCGGCCGCGGGGGACUACGGCGGCGGCGUGCUGGGCGCCAACCUGCUCUAUGGCAGAACGUGGUGACCGCGGGCACCCCGGGGCGGGGCCCUGCCUGUGGCCCGAAGGGUCUGCAAGAAACUGCGGGAAUGGAUAGGGGAAACUUGCCGAAGCGGACUGCU